This is a messenger RNA of Ambispora gerdemannii, 477 nucleotides long. Lineage: Eukaryota; Fungi; Glomeromycota; Glomeromycetes; Archaeosporales; Ambisporaceae. The record is from the annotation of a GenBank genome assembly.
AUGCCUUAUAUGUUAGUAAGAACUUCCACUCACAAUAGACUUCUUAAUGUUCCAAGGCACAUGAACGUAAAUUUCCAUGGCGACAAAGUCAAAUUUUAUUGCAACACAGCUGUGUUCGCUUCGGCUUUUUCAAACGCUUACCUAUUUGUAAUAGCCGUGGCAUCUCACAUAUUUACGGUUUCAGCUUUGGCAUUGGAAAAACCAAUCGGAAACGAGAAUUCACUCUAUUUAAAGAAGCAUUCAGCUCCGAUGUUCCAAGAUUUCACGCAAUUUCAGCCCGACUGCCGUGCAGGACGAUUUGACACAAAAAAACGUGUACGAUUCGAUUUCCAUGCAAUUCAAGAAACAAAAGGAUCUUCUGAUUUUACAGUUAAUGCACAAACUCCGAUUACUACUGAAAAUGUUAAUAAAUUGCUUGCAGAUAUUUCCGAAUUGGAACUUUUGGAGAGGUCACAAUAUAUCCCCCGCCUAUUUUGA